AGACAUGUAGAAAUGGCAGCUGGAACAAAUUGGGCAGGACUACCUAGUGUAAUAAUUGUUGAUAUCGUUUCAUAUUUAUCACUGGAAGAUAGAUUAAAGAGUUCUUCGAUAUGCAAGCGAUGGCGAUCUUGCUUGUUUCACCCAACACUAUGGCAAAAUGUGUUAUUUUCGUUCGAUAAAAAGGACCGCAAGAAGUCAAAUUUUCUUGCUGCAAACUGCGGCCGAUUUAUUCGGGAAGCAGUUGUCAAAUUUAACUCGCGAGACGCAACAGAGGUGAGGGAAUGUGCUAAAUUGCUUGACAUUCUUUCGAAAAACAAAAACUUAGAAAGAUUUUCUCUACAACCAUCAAGUUGUCACAUCGUUUGGUCUGAACAAGAAACUGAACACAUAAUUGACAAUUAUUUGGAUAACAUUGAAGAAUUGAUCAGAAAUGCUCGCCGACUAAGCCACUUUUCCUUGGGAUGUGUAGAAGAACUCCUAGUUCAUUCCAACAGUCUAGUUCAAUUGAUGGUGCAACAUCAUAGUAAGAAUUUGAAAUCCUUGCAUCUGGCCAGUGUAAAAGAAGAUUCAGAGCACUAUGGAAUUAUUGAAUUUGACACUUCCCUGAUCUGUUCAUUCCAGUGUCUUACCAAAUUGAGCAUUGAUUAUGAUUAUCUUACAAAUGAAUUACUCCACAAUUUUACUGAUAUCAGAAAAUCCAAGCUAGAGAAACUAUGCAUCCACAUUCACGGUAUCAGUCCAGAACAUGAAAUUGUAACAAAUGCAACAUGGAGAAGGUUAAGGAAUUAUAGUCCCUCCUUUGAAGUAACAGUAAACCUCACACAUUCACAUCAUGGAGUUGCCGCCCUACUUGAUGUCCUCCAGCCAUGUAUGCCGUUAACACAUUUUCGACAAUAUUUCUGCUCACAUAUCAAUGUGGCAGCGAUAGAUUUUAUUUCGACACACUUCAAUGAUACACUCAAGACAGUAAUUAUAAUGGAUGAUAUUCAAGAUCAACCCAUGCUUUAUGAUGAAAGAACUGAUGUGUAUCCAGACCCAUUUGUAAUGUUAGCAUGGCGUUGCAUUGAGUUGCAGGAACUAAGUAUCAUAGGUUAUGGUAUAGCAGAUGGGGAUGUCAUUGCUAUAGCUAGAUUGAGAGGUGACACCUUAAAGAAGCUGGUUGUUCCUUUGUCUUGCAUUUAUACUUCUAAUGAUAGUGAAGAUGAUGCUACUGAAAUAAUACCAGUAAGAUGUAUCAGUGAUGACUUUUUUGAUAAAGUGUCUAAAUCAUUAAAUAGGUCGUGGUGGCCAGUAGAUGAUCAUGAAUUACCAGAGGCUGUUUUUGAUCAUAUGGCCGAUGCAGAAGAUGCAUACAUGGAAACUCUAUUAGACGACCAAAAAGUUUAAUGUAUUUUAUAUCUCCCCAAUUUUAAACAAUUAGACCAAAACUAUAGAACAGUGUUUUAAAGAUUCUUAUAAUUUAUUUAAAUAAAUGGUAUUUAUAUCCAAUAUUUAACAUGCAUAUUUUGUACAAUUCAUAAACACCAUGUAUCAUGUUUGUUGGGGGAUAGAAAUCUUUAACAUCUAUAGAUUUUUAAUUUAUUUCAUGUAAAAAAAAGAAGAGAACAAUUGUGAGAACAUCUUUUAACAAAUUCAUUUAUUUUUAAUUUUGAAAAUUUGAAAAAAAUUACAUAAAAAUAAGAAAUGAACUAGAAAAAUAUUUAUGAAAAUGUUGAUGGUAAUAUGGGUCAUUGGAGAUUUUCUUGAAAUACAGGAAUGAUUUUUUUGUAAAUACUUAUCUUUAUCUUAUUUAUUUAUUACUUAUUCAUUACAUAGAUUUGAUGAUGGGGGUUAAUUUAAUCUUAUAAUAUUUGUUUUCUGAUAUAUUUAAUUCUUGUGAAAUACAUGUAAAUCGAUAUAUGAUAUACAGUACCUAUAUUAUUAUAAUUACUAAACUAUCAAUUCUAAUUCUCCGACCUCUCUCAGCUUCAAUGCAUCUUCACAUCUUUUCAUUAUUUUUUUUUGAAUUUUAAUCUUUAAUACUGCAUUAUCUCACAAAACUUAUAUUUUAGACUGUGUAUCCCUACUUAUUAUUAUAUAAAUGACUGUUUUGUUGGGAUUAAUGAUCUUUUGAAACAUAUUUAUAUUUGCAUGUCAUACUGUUGAUAAUUUUACAAUGUGCUGUGUGUGAAGCAAAGAAGUCAACUUUUAAUAUCAAUCCUGUAGAUAUAUAAAUAACAAGUUGUGAAAUAUCUUAUUUUUACAUUAAAGUGAGGAGAAAGCUUCAUCAGAGAGUGUAAAUUAGAAUUACUGCAUUAUGUGAACAGUGUAUUGGUGGAAGCAUAUGGACGUGAAUUUGAUCUGUAUAUUGUGUAUGGAAUAUACAAAAUACUGUAGACUAGACCAUUUGUAGUUUUAAUAUGAACAAAAACACAGAGAAGAUUGAUACAACUAGCAUUUAGCCAUAUUGAUAUUUUAUUCCAUCCAUAGAACAGUAUUCUUUAUAGUUAAUUUGUCUAGUGUACAUUCAAAGUACAAGACUGCAAUGUGUGCUUUACAACUUGAAUAAUCUGUUUCCAUCUUAUAUAAUUGGUUGAUUAUUUAUACUGGUCUAAAGAUCUACUGUUAUAACUAACUUUUGAAUAAUUGUGAACAUGGGAACAACAAAUAACAAGUGAAGUUUGAAUUGAUAUAGCAGUUAUAUUUUAACAUUCUAUUAUAAUAGAAAAUCUGCAGCUGCUCGUAUCAAAACUGUAUAUAACAUUCCAUUACCAUCGCCAAAUAUUGGUACUCAGGAUUACUCAGGUAUAGUUGAAAUGUGAUAUCACCCUGUUUUCGCAUGGAUUUGUAUGGCCUUUGUAAAUUUUUAUUGAACAAUCGAAGAUCUUUUGUGUGUGACAAAGCCAAGAACUAAGCUUCUGUAAUUAUUAUGGCUGCCAUAUUUUAAUCUUAACAUCAUGACAUAAACUUGAAACCAUCCAUGGUUGUUUUUAUUGGAGUACAAGCAAAAUGUGAUAACAAAAGUCAAUUUUAGGAUGAUACUAGUAUGUGCCAUCAGCAGUGUUCGACAACCACUCUGUACCAUAAUGUAACAUAGAUAUUGAACUUAUUGCCAAUUGUAUUGCCACAUCAAGUGAAAUCCAUUGAAUCUCAGUGAAAUCGAGAUGUUGAGUUGAAGCCCUGUCCGGUGUCGAAAAAUAAAUGGAUUAGUAUACUGGUACUAGAAUUAGUACAUAGAAUCAAUGAGUGACAGUUUUAUCAAAUUAAUUAUGAUGAACUAUUUGAAGAUACUAAUGCUAUUACACAGCCAAUAUUUAGUUAGUGAUUUGAUAGAAAGUCAUCUUCUAUUGGAUUUUUUUUCUCUAAAUCAAACUUGUGAAAUGUUAAUAUCUUUUAUAAUUUUAAUAGAAAUUUGUACAAGCUGAGAGAGGAUAUUAUAAGAUUAUUAGAACAUAAAAUAUAUAACAAUAUUUAAUAUGAUAAACCAGAUUAUUGUCUAUUAUUACAGGAUAUUUUGUUGAAGCACCUAAUUGCUUUAUAUUUAGUGUAGAAAGGCAAUAUUUGGUAAAUGAAACACCAAGAACUGGGGCAAAUUUUUUGACAUGUCUAAAUUUGAAGCUGUUGGCUAUGCUGACAAAAAAUCUGUAUCUUACGUGCUUAACAGCAUUAUUCAUGUGCUUGUUGUAUUUGUUAAAACUAUAUUACACUCUUUCCAUAUAUAUAUAUAUAUAUGUAAAUGUAGUGCUGUAACCAAUAUUUUACAUUGAUAUAUAAGUGCUUGUUAUAUAAGUUCGUUAAAACAUAAUUGUUAUAUAAAUUUGUCUGUUAUGUUACAUAGAUAAAUAGAAAUGAAUAUUGUGAUAUUUGAGGCUAAUAAUGACAGAUGAUAGUAAUACCAUUCUAAAAUAAAGGUUUUAUGCUCAUAAAUCAUUGCUUUAAUUGAUAAAUAAACAGAGGAUAUUACUGAAUAAUAUGAAUGUUUACAAUUGGUUGUGUACUACUGAUGCUAUGUAUUUUGAUGAUGUACUGUGUUAUAUUAUGUAGAAACAUGGAUAACAAGUCGAGUGGAAUUGAUUUGCAUGUAUUAUGGGUUUAUUCGCUGUACUGCACAGUUACUGACCUUAACAGGUUGACUCUGGCCCUUUUUCAGGAUUAAAAUAAUGCCAAUGGGUUCUAUUGUAACAAGAAUUUAACUUAACAUAAUCCCUAGUACAGCCUAUUAACUAAAUCUGAAAUUGAUUCUGCAUAUUCUAAUCCUAACAAAUACCAUAAAAAAAAUGAUUUAAGUUAACAAGUAAAAGUAACAUUGUUGGUGUAUUCUCUUUAAUUCUAUCAAUUUGGAUACCUGUGUUUUCUUUAUUCUGUGUUUCCUGGCCAUCAGCGUACUGAAUUAGCUUGAUUUCAUAACAUACUGUUGUACGAUUUUUACGCCUCUGAAUGCGUUGACAUUGAUUUAGAGUGAACCAAUUUGGAGCUCUUAAAAUAGUUCAAAUUGAUUGGAUAUGAACGAUUUAAAAGAUCUUAAAAAAAAAAUGUCAUCAUCAGUAAUUUCCAGUGAAUGUAAUUCAGGAUAAACAUAGUUGUAAAUAAUCAUUUUUAACAUCAAUAAUUGGCUUCCAAACAAAAUCAAAUUCUUCAAGAGAAACUGACAGGAGUUGAUCUUUGUCUGUAGGAAUAAUUUUGUUCAUGAUCUGUAUUAUGAUAAAUCUGUUUAAAGGAUAGUUUCAAAACAUAUACACUACAAGCUAUCAAGAAGUACACCAGAUAGAAUUUUAUUGAAUACAAUUAACUUUUAUUAUGGUAAUUGUGGUCUGUGUAUUUCUAGUUCAAUUACUAAUAAAUGCCAUUGAUACAAGCUAUUAAGAAUCACAGUUGCCUGUCUUGGAUUUUUGUGUGAGCAAUAAUAUUACAAAUGUUAAAAAUAAAUAAUACUCUCAAAUUAUACUAAAGCUACUAUUAACUCUUUCAUGAUAUUGAAAUAUAAUUCUAAAUUUGUCACAAAAAGAUUAUAUCUGACUUUUUAAGAUACAUUAUUUAUUUGAGCCAUAUUUUUUCACUUAUUUUUGUCGCCUCUUAUUAAUUAUAUAAUCAUAUAUCCUAAAUGAUGUUUUAUUUGUCUAUCUUUUAACAGCAUAUAUUCACCCUUUGUCUUAUAUUUUAGUUUGUGCACUGUUUCUUAAUUGUAGUCUUAGAUUAUUGUAUUGGUGUUAUUAUGGUGUGGGUGUUAUGUUAAUCUAAGAGCACUUAGAUGCAUGAAUUGAAACAUCAAAUAAUGCUAUUAAUGUAUGAUUUGUAAAUAGAGGUUAUAUAUCGGAAAAAGGGUCUCAAGGAUCGUUAUAAAUAUGAUGUACAUGUAUAAAUUUUAACAGCAGCCUUUUUGAAGUUAUGUACAGUAAUAUUCAACCUUAUGUAUGUCUUUUGGGCAUUAAGUCAAUUAUAUAUUAUCUAGUCAAUUACUGUACUAUAUAAUGAUAUAUACUUUCUAAUAAACAGAGAUUUUAUUUGCAAAAAUUUCAAUUGUACUAUAGUUAGGAUUUGACUAGAUAAGAUAUCAAUUAAAGAAAAAUCGAUCAAUGAUAUUAUUGUGAUUUACCAUUCCCAGAUUGUUACUUAUUUAAGAGGUGGCACAGCAGCUUAUUUUUGCGUUUUCGUGGAGUGAUUGAACGUGUUCAGAAUUUGUAGAUAAAUUAUGUUUUAAAAAAAGUCUAUAAUAGAGGGAUCAGUCAGUCUUGUAAAGUUUUAGAUACAUCUAGUCAGCUUGUGUGUAACACUGAAUUAUUUAUAAUACUGUACUUUCUAUACAAAGAUAGGAUCAUGAUUUUUAUAUGCCCACAUGGAAAUGUGGUUGUAUAUUGCUGUCCGUCCGUCUGUCAUCCACAAUUUCUUAUGAACACUCUACAGACUACAUUUUUUAUCUGAUCACUUUUAAAUAUAUAUAUAUAUUAUAUUGUUUAUAUUAGUGAGAAGAAGAAUCCUAUUUAAUUUCAACAAUUUCCAUUAAUUACUUCUAGAGUUAUGGUCCUUGGUUCAAUUUACAUGCAUUAUUUAAAUUAGUCAAUUUCAGCAAUUUCCGUUAAUAACUUCUAGAGUUAUAGCCCUUGAUUCACUUUGUUGAACCAUGUGAAUGCUAAGGACUUAAGUUAUCACCCAAAACUGUAUGAAAUUUAUAUGCAUUAUUUAGAUCACUAAAUCAAAGAAGUCGACUGAAUUUCAACAAUUUCCGUUAAUUAAAUCUAGAGUUGUGGCACUCGUUUUACUUCUGUUGAACCUUGUGAAAGCUCAAUCAACAAAAUUUAUCAUCCGAUACAUAUGAAAUUUAUAUGCAUUGUUUAGAUCAAUGAAUUUUUGUUAAUUACUUAAUUAAUAGACUUUUGGCUCUUGUUUGACUCUGUGGAUCCUUUUGAAUGCACUAUCAACAACAGUUAUCAUCAGAUCUGCGUGAAAUUUAUAUGCAUUAUUUAGCUCAGUAAAACGAAUAGGCCUAUUGAUUUUCAACAAUUUCCAUAAAUAGAGUUAUUGUCCUUGUUUCACUUUGUUUAACCCCUUAUGAUUGUUCUAAUGACAAAAUUUAUCAUCCAAUCUUAUCUAUAUUAAAUUUAAGUGCAUUAUUGAGAUUAGGAAAAUGAAGAAGCCUAUUGAAUUUAAGCAAUUUCUGUUAAUAACUUAUAAAGUUAUGACCCUGUUUCCACUUAGUUGAACCUUGUGAACAUUCGAUCUGUAUGAAAUUGAUACCAUUGUCUUGUAAAUGCUCCUAUUAUCUACAAAAGCAUAAAUAUGUGACAACCCUAGUCAACUGCUUGCACAAUUUAGCUGCAAUGGGCGUAUGUUUCAUUGCCUGGCAACCUAUCUUUUCUUUAUUAAAGACAAGACAUUUUAAUAAUCAACAGAUUUACAUCUAUCAAAAGUUACAAAGAAAGUAUUUAAUAUUAUAUUGUAUUCUUUAGAGUAUUUUCUAAAUGCAACAUGUUAAUUUAUACUUUUUCGGCAGAAUAUUAUAUAGAUAUUGCUGAUUGUCAGGUGCCACAACUGUGAUUGACAAUACAUGUACUGUAGUUAUAUGUGUAACAUACAUAUACAACUACUCUACUAGUGAUUACCUCUAAAUUCUUUAGUAAAUGAAUAAAUAAAUAAAUGAUAUUUUAAAGUUGUCCUGUUUAAAAAAAAUAAGAAUGCUCAGGAAAUAAGAUUAGAGAAAAUAAAAACUGAAAACAGAAAUAUUUUCUGAUCUGAUGAAACAUAUGUAUCUUCCAUCAUAAUUGAAUAUUUCGAUAUUAUAUGUAUAUAUUGUUACAAAUGACCUGUUCUAUCAAUUUAUUAAAAUCUUAUAAAACGGGUAUAUGUCAUCAAAACAUUUGUUUUAUAAAUAGAAUUUUGACAUUGUGUGCAGUUAAUAUGAAAUCCAGGAAUAUCCAGGAACAUGUAUGUGAAAUAGAAUGACUUUGCAAAAUAAUAUGAAAGUCUUGCCUAUAUUGACAAAGACUGAUUUCAUAACCAACAUAUCACAUUUUGAAAUUGGUAAGAAAUGAUGUACUUAAUUUAUACCCUAUGCAAUACGAAAUAAUUUGAAAAAUGAAAGAGAUAUGUCUUAAUUCCUUAAACAAUAUAAAUGUCAUUAAAUAAUGUGCUCAAGCAUGCACCAUAUAAUAAAGGUCCCUAUUCUAUUUAAUGUUGAUGAAAAAUGAAUAUAUCUUGUAUUUGAAGUCUAACCUGGUGUUUGAAAUGAUGAAAUGUGUAUUAUGUGAUAUCUAUUAGUAGUAUGUUAGCUGCUGUGCAGUAACGAUCUGAUUGUAUAUGUGUGAUAGCAUCCUAAACAGAACAGUCUUUCAUUAUGUUACAUACCAACACAUGUAACAACAGUUAAAGUGCCAAGAGGAGAACUUCUUUUAAAAACAAGUUCUUGCCAAUGUUAACGAUCAUUGUAAUAUUGUUAUCAGGUCAGACACAAUUGGAUCUAUCUUGUGAAUGUGUCAGUUUUCAAAUUGAUGGAUCUAUUGUUAUCAAGAUGUAUUAUUGAAUUGUUGUAUGAUCUUAAUAAAGCUCGCAUCUGUGCUCAA
This is a messenger RNA of Patella vulgata (common limpet), 8033 nucleotides long. RefSeq names its product F-box only protein 33. NCBI's taxonomy places the organism in Eukaryota, Metazoa, Mollusca, Gastropoda, Patellidae. Gene Ontology annotation, biological process: SCF-dependent proteasomal ubiquitin-dependent protein catabolic process; positive regulation of protein ubiquitination. Gene Ontology annotation, cellular component: SCF ubiquitin ligase complex. The transcript has 4 exons. Gene Ontology annotation, molecular function: protein binding. The coding region runs from base 13 to 1386 and encodes 457 amino acids. The record is from RefSeq and is a predicted model, not a curated record.